AUGGGGGAACCAGCGGCGCACAACGUCGCUGACGUUUGCAUUGGUGCACAAUGCCCGUCCUAUCAAGAGACCAAGGAAAUGAUUGUCGCCCCGUUCCUCCAACGUGGAUGUUCCAGAGCUCUCCCAAGACCUCCAGAGGAAUUACGACACCACCGGCUUCUGGUGGGCUUCACCCCAGAGGGGCUCCCCUGUGUUGCUCGCAUCGACCCACGCCUGAGGCAGUGGACAACUGACGACACCUCCAUUCGCUCUUUUUCGCCACGGAUUUUUACCUCGCUUUGGGGUGGCCAGGAUGUCUCUUGUCACUUUGCCCCUCUUAGCACAUUGCUCACAGCCAAGCGGUUGAGGGACUUGGAGGCGGCCCUAUGGGCCAGCCGGAAGGGUAUUGCCGACAACAACAUCGACAGCGCGGCAGAGCAGAAGUCUGAACAGGACGCCUUGACCAGAUUUGGAAGGGAUGGUCUUGACCAAGCGGCACGCGAGUUUCAGAAUGCCAACCCAACCACCUAUAUCUCAAAGAUCCAACUCAUCCACGCAGCUCUUAUGUACUUCUGGGUCAAGAGCAGCAAGAACCUUCGAGGGGAAGCCGCUCGUCCAGACAACCCCUAUCUCAAAGGCUAUUUUGUCCCCGAUUUGGCAAUGGGUGUCUUUCUCGCCUACUUCCCGACUUGGCUGAAAUUCCACGAGCUCUUCAGACUUGGUGCCUACAUCCACCCAUUUGACUUCAUUUCGAGCGUCUACUCCGGCGACCUGAAGGCUUCAGACCAGUACUUUGUGCAUGGUGCCAGCUGGGAAGUGAAAUUUGGGGCGCUGAAAGACUUUGAAGAUCCCUUCGCACUCCUGACCCCUGCCAUGCAAGAGGGCUCUGCACCUGGCGGGCCAUUUCUUCCUCUGGAGUGCACUCUCAGCGAAGUUCAUCACCGUAUGGGCCUGGGAUCGAUCUGGACAAUCGGCUUGCCUUUGAUGCCUGCAUCUAUCGAGGGGGGUGGCACGAAGUCCUGCUACAGGCUUUAUGCCUUCCCCAAACAUUGGCAGACAGAGCUGCCAGGCAAACACGGCUACAUACUCCCCAGAACGCCCUUGGCUACCAUGGCCAGCGUCACCACUUCCAUCAGCGAAAGCAUCAUCGAACGGGAAUGGGACAGAAUGUCUUCUCACAUUGACCGUCGCCAUGAUAGAGUCGCUUACCACAUUGGCGUCAAACUCGGAACACCAAAAGGAAAGAUGCACCCUGGAUGGACCACGCAUCUUCCUGGCAAAGACGGCCUCCUCUGCCAGAGAUAUGGCUGCCAUGACCUCACUAAAGCCCAGUUUAAUCCUACAGCGACUGAGUCAGAGUUGCAGAAUGACAUAUCUAGGAGUCUCUCGCCAACCCAGUCUCUCACCCCAACCCGGCCACAAGUGCGAUUUGGCAGCCCCAUCAACCUUAUUGAAGUUGAUCCGGCAGAUGCGGUCCACUUGAGUCCAGCAAAUAUCAAGCCGGAUUCUUUUCAGGCUCAGACUGUCCCAAGUGUACCAGUUGAAGUCCAUGGUCCGCCAGUCACUCCACAACCCUCCCAGACCCUUCACACCACAUUGAAGCGGAGGGCAACUGAUGACUUGUAUCAUCCUGGAACUCCCAAAAAGAUGAAGACGGCCGCAGAAACCCACUUGAACUUGGAGGGACUCGAUGCCAACGACGCAGGCAGGGUCAUGGGCUAUGCCCACAAGGAGGUCCUGGGCUUUGCCACAAUGGCAGGUCUUCUCAACCCCACGCACUUUGAGGUUGGUCCCAGUGGCACUAUUGGACUCACGGAAUCUGGGCUUAUGGCGGCUGCAGGCCCUGACCUUACUACAGCCGACCCCAAAGCGUAUGAGGACUGGGAAAGACGAAGGUGCGCCCUGAUGGCUACUGAGGUGCGUUAUUUCAUGCACCGGGGAGGCUUCUGGGAGGAUGGACAUGCAUCUAUGGUCCUGUUGACGGAUAUGCUGGAUGAGAAAUUUGAGGUUGCGCCAGAAGACCUCUUGGGGCACAUCACGGCGAUGUACGAGCUCAUCGCGGAUCCCCUUGCAGAUCUUCUAGAUACUGUGAAGACUCUCAAGAACCAACGACAUGAGCCCAUGUCAGAGGAGAUGAAAACAUCUAUCAUGGGAGCCCUCAAUGUACUCUACAGCCAGCAUGAGGGUGACGGGCCCUCUCCUGCUACCCUUUUGCGAGUAGCCAAUACCCACCCAGGGAGACCUCGAUUGGAGAUGGCGCAGUAUCUUGUUGGCAUCGCCGAAAAGUACCUCAACAUGGUUAUCUUUAGCGAUGGGAUUCUGAAGUGCACCAAGUGCACAUGGUCUGGCCCUGUCGAGAAUGCCCAGCAGUUAGCUCGGUCUUUGGCCCAGCAGAAACAGCUGUCAACCGGUAUCCAAGGGCUGCUGGAUGCUGAUGGCGACGAGUGUUGA
Fusarium keratoplasticum is the source of this 2430-nucleotide messenger RNA. RefSeq lists its product as uncharacterized. The record is from RefSeq and is a predicted model, not a curated record. The coding region runs from base 1 to 2430 and encodes 809 amino acids. NCBI's taxonomy places the organism in Eukaryota, Fungi, Ascomycota, Sordariomycetes, Hypocreales, Nectriaceae. The transcript is spliced from 2 exons.